This is a messenger RNA of Ectocarpus siliculosus, 6686 nucleotides long. NCBI's taxonomy places the organism in Eukaryota, Phaeophyceae, Ectocarpales, Ectocarpaceae. The record is from the annotation of a GenBank genome assembly.
AUGGUGGGGUCAUCGCCGGCGAAAGGAUCGACGAAACGAGCCUUGAGCACUACUGCUGCUGUUGGGUCAGCAGAGAAGGACAAGAAGCACAAGCGGACCGGCAACACUCUCAGCAGCCCCCUGCACCGAGGGAUCGAUGGUCCCCCCCGGCCGGGCGAGGUGAAGCUUCUCAUAUCCAACCUGCACUACGAGGUCAGCCUUGAUCUGCUUGCCUCCGAGUUCAGCACGUGCGGCGCGGUGAUGCGGUGCCGCAUCAUCAACGGUCCCGACGGCCGGUCUCGAGGAGUCGCUUUCGUGUCGUUCGGGGAAAAGUCUUCGGCUGACCGCGCUAUCAGCAAGUACCACGACAGGCUCUUUCGGGGCCGCAAGCUGCAGGUGACCAUCUCCUCCAAGAACGAUGAGCGCCGAGAGCUGGCCAUGUCGACCGUACAUCCCAAGAACGGAGGGGGAGGCAUGAUGGGCGGUCCCAUGGGUCCCAUGGGGAUGGGCGGUCGUGGUCCUUUCGGCGGCAACUUCGGCCCCGGCGGCCGCGGCGGCGGUGGCCCCAUGGGCGGACCUAUCGCGGGCCGCGGGCCCAUGGGCGGCAUGAUCGGUGGCCGCGGCGGGCCGAUGGGAGGUCCGCUGCUUCCCGGCCCCGGGAUAGUUGGAGGGAGGGGAGGCAGAGGUGGAAGGAUGGGUAUGGCCGGCGGUGGUCGAGGAGGGCGCGGCAUGGCCGGCGGACCGAUGAACGGCCCUAUGGGACCGAAUGGCCCGGGUCCUAUGGGGCCGGGUGGGCCAAUGGGGCCAAUGGGUCCGAUGGGAGGGCCGAUGGGGCCUGGAGGACCUAUGGGACCUGACGGCAUGGGGCCAGGCGGUAUUGGGCCCAUGGGUCCCGGUGGUAUUGGACCGAUGGGCGAAGGCGGCAUUGUCCCCGGCGUGUUGGGUGCCGGGAGGGGUUCCUUGGGCCCUGGAAGGGGUUCGCUUGGCCCGGGGAGGGGGGGCGCGGGCCGGGGGCCAGGCGGGAGGGGCGGCGGGAGGAUGGGCAUGGCCGGCGGCGGCGGCGGCGGCCGGGGAGGACGCGGACCCCCCGGCGGAGACCCGAUGAUGCCAGGAGGCGGCCGCGGGGGCCCCGGCGGCAUGAUGGGAGGGGGCCCCGGGCGCGGGCCGGGCGGCGGGCCUCCCCACAUGGGCGGCGGCGGCGGCGGCGGCGGCGGAGGCCCCGGUCUCGGCAGUCUUGCUGCCGGCAGGGGUGGCGGCAUGGGUCCCGCUGGCGGAGGCCCCGGCGGGAUGGGCGGCAGGGGCGGCGGCCGUGAUGGCCCCGGUGGUAUGGGCCCGAUGGGUCCCCGCGGGGGCGGCGGUCCUGGGCCCAUGGACGGCGGGAUGGAUGGUCCGGCCGGUGGCGGCGGUGGGCGCGGCGGAGGUGGGCGCGGCGUCGGCGGCAUGGGCGGGAGAGGCGCGGGUGGCGGCGCGGGUGGCUGGGACGAAUAUGGACGCGGAGGCGAUCCUUACAUGGAAAACCCCGAGCGUGCCGGCGGAGGGGGCGGCCGCGGGGGAAUGGGCGGUGGCGGUGGCGGGCGUGGCAUGAUGGGCCAGGGUGGCAUGGACCACCACGUCGAUGGGCGCGGGAUGGCCCCCGGAGGUGCAAGGUACGGCGGCCGCGAUGUCGGCGUCGGCGGCGGCCGCGGGGACGGCAUGAGCGGACGCGGGGGGGGCGCUGGUGACAUGAGCGGCAGGGGAGGCGGCGGUGGCAUGGGAGACGGGGGCUACGCGGACCGCGGGGCUUGGGGAGGAGGAGAGGGCCAAGGCUCGGGCGGAGGCGAGCGGCGCGGGCCUCCUGGCCCGUCCGAGUACAACACGCCUUCCAUCCCGGCUGAUGGUUCCGGUGGUAACUAUGGUGGUGAUGCCUACGGUGGGGGCGGGGGCGGGGGGUACGACGAUUACCCCGCGGAGAGGGCGGAUGGGGCCGGAGGUUACCGCGACAGUUAUAACAACGGUGCCGCCGAUAGCCGAGGGGGAUACGCUCAGAACCGCGCCGCGAGCGGUGGCGGAGGGGGAGGAGAGUACAAUGACGGGGGGGGUCAAGGUGGUGGGUACGGUGGAGCAGGGUCGGGGGCCGACCACGGCGGGUACGCGGCCAACGGUGCCGGUAGGGACGCCGCGUACGGCGCUGAGUAUGACGGUGCCGCCCGGGGUGGUAAGACCGGGGGUUACGAUGACGGUUACGGCGGAGCUGCCGCUGACGGCGGGGACAGUUACCGCAACUCGGGAGGGGCUAACAGGGGUGGCAGACACAGCGGCGGCGGCGGCGGUGCUUCCUCAGGGAACAAUGACCAGUACGCAGGGGGGGCGGACCAGGGCAGGUCGGGUGGCCAGGCCGCAACCGGCUACGGUGACAGCAGAACCGGCGACAAUGGAGGAUACCCCGCUGCCGUUGGAAACGGCUACCAGGGGGAAACGGAGGGCAGCAGGGGCGGGGGCGGCGGCGGCGGCGGCGGCUACGGUCAGCAGGGAGACGGGGGAAGCUACAGAGCGGAGGGCGCCGCAUCUUCCGGGUAUGACCAGGGCUACAGCGGCAACCCCAACAACGGCCGCACCGGACAACAGGCAGGAGGUCCGAGCCAGGCUGCCGACAGUGGCUACGGCACCGCCGCCGGCGCUUCGGGCAGCGGGCCUCAGAGCGGCGACGCCGGGACGAAGGGUAGCGGCGGGUACGCCGACAACAACGGCGGCGGGGACUACAACAGCUCCGCGGCAGCCGGGGGUCAGUACCGCGGCGGCUACGCGGACCAGCAGUCUUCGGGCGGCGCCGGCCAGCAGUCGUCGGGGUACGGCGGCGGCCAGGCUGACGGCGCGUACGACGCUCCCACCGCCGGCGGUGCCGCGGGAGGCUCUAGCGGCUACGCCGCCCAAGGCAGCUACGCCCAAGGCGGCGCCGAGGGUGACGCCGAGUUCUGGGCGCGCGGCGGCGGGGCGGGAGGAUCAGGCGGCGGUUACACCGACGGUGGUUCUCAUGCCGCCUCCGCCGGGCAGUACGCGGCUCCCGAAACACCGGGAAGGGGAGGGGGCGGCGGGCAAGGAUCGUACGCUUGGUAAAAGGGUAAGGGUGAUGAGCGGGCGAGAGGGGGAGGCAUUUUUUCAACGUUUUUUUUUUUUGUAGCAAGCAGUCUUUCAGGGUUGCGCCGGCAGUGAGCACGAGAGAUGGCAUGUACAUUGUUUCGGCUGCGUUCGGCACGGCUUUGAAAAGGAUGUACGAGGGCUAAUGAAUGACGCCAAGUCCUUUCGCGAGUUUUCUGUUCUUGUCCUUUCCAGGGGAGAGACGACCCACUGAGGCACGAGCGCGCUCAACAGUAGUGACUCGUUCGUUGAGUGGUUCGUUCACGGCAGUAGUUUGGUGAAGGGAUAGUGUAGUGCAGUGCAGCGUCUAGGCCUUCUUUCUCGAGUGAGGCGUGGAGGGGGGCAACGCCGUUGUUGUACUCGGGGGGCACGUUGGACAGCAAUACUAGCGCAGGAGGUCAACCCAAUUUCGCCUGGCGCCGCCUGCUCGCGGGUGCAGAUUCGUUUGUUUUUUGUUUUGUCACAGAAAAGGACUUACCUCCAUGGCAUCAUCGCUCAAUAAGGCUGGUUUGGCUAUGCGUCAGAGCACUCUGAUUUUUCGGCCAAUCCCAAUCUUUGAUGAGACGCUAGCGUUGAACCUAGGACACUUUUUGUGCACUGCUGUGGCCGGCAGCGCGAGAUGGUAGCGACGGUUACAGGGUAGAGCGCUCCGAUGAGUUUGUGACCGUCUUCAAAGUUGGUCCUGAGAUAUACGCCGUUGCACGUCUUGGUACGUUUUUUCGUUUUUUGGGUUGUCUGUCCAAAUUCUAUUCAGCGAAUGUUUACGUUGUUGGGUCAACAAGUUGUGGCCGCUCUUUCUGUUGAUUUGUGGUAGAGGGAUGGAGGCGGGAGGGGGGGAGGGGAGGCGGGGGCAGUACCAUCUUUAUGCGCCCGGUUCCAUGAGCGCUCAUGGUUGGGCAAGUUGUUUUGCAUGAUGUACUGUAGCCGUUUGGGCUCCCGUAUGAACGCAGCAUGAACUUCGUGCCGUAUUGGGACGGCUUGCAACUUUCUCUUGUGCGAGCAUCGCUGUGUAUGCCGUCGAAGGGGGUUCCGGACGGCUAGAUUUUCGAACAGUUUUUUUCGCUGGUCAACACGCUGUACGGGGGAGCUCAAGACACUGUACGAGGGAGCGGUGGCGGCGGCGGUAUGUUUCUCGUGCAGCCAGCCAUGAGAUCCAUUCUGAUAUCGGUCGCUAGCUUUACUCACCUUUCUGCUCUGUUCUAUUGCAGCAAGGAUUGCGUAGUCAUGUGGCCAGGAAGGUAAGAUAGGGUACUCGGUUGGGCAACAAAGUGACGAGGAGGGUUGUAGGUUGCGGUGUUGUUGCACGAUAUAUAUAUAUUUAUAUAAUACACGAGUGCAUUUUCGAAGUCCACCAACAAUAGCCUCAUGUUCGUGCUUUGUGCGGAUGGAGUUAAGUUUGGUUCACCAAUCUCUCGUGGUUGUUGCCAGGCUCUCGUGAUUGUGUGAGCAGCAGCUCAGGAGUACUUGGAUCCGUUCUGGCGAGGAGUGUUGGCGAUGCGGCCCGCAAGUGUUUUUUGUCAACCGCUGGUAACACUCUGGAUGCGUUCUAGUGAAGGGUACGAAGGCAAGCCGAUGCGGGCGGUGUGGAAGGUGUAAGCAGUCGCAGGCGAUCUGGACGGCGCGGGGGUUCGUGUUGAAUGUGGAGGGUUUGGAAUUGAGGGUAAUCGUGCUGGUUAGGUGUCUCAACGGGCUUUGAGACACACCGGAGGGGCCAUGCCGGCUUUGGUGGGGCGAUCUGUUGGCAGUGUGAUAUUGCGCAGGGAUACGAUAUGUGCCUCUUCUCUCCGGCAAUGCGUACGUACGCCUGUCGAAGGGUGUGGCAAAGGGAUUAAGGCUUUCGUCGAGAGAUUUUGACGUCGCAUUACGAUGCCGUCAGAGGGUGGGGGGGUUAUAUGAUACCACAAAAGUAGGAGUGCGGGAUCGAGCGAGCGCAUCCAAGUAGGGUAUGUAGGCGGGUUGUUUGCUAACCAUGUAGUCGUUUUGCAUUCUGGAGUUUUUAGUCCUUUGGUGCGAUUCGAGCCAAAUCAUUCGCAGUCCAACGGUUCACGUUGCAGGUAGUUAUGCCACGCAUCCAGUGGAAAUCAACGACUUCAUGCCCUUUACAUCAAGGGCUUGUAGUACACAAAAAACUGAUUGCUCUUGGCGGCCUUGAGUGUACGGAACUACCCGAUGCCGUGUAUCCUUGUACCCUUUUCGUGUAUUCAUCUCGGUGGGUAGUUUUCUUUCAUGACGCGUGGGGGAAGAAUCGUUCGCAGAGAAGACUGAAGUGAAGCGGGAAGACAAGCAAGAAAAUGGAUGCACGGUGCAAUGAGAUGCCUAUGCAUAAAAUAGAUGAUCCUUUCGGAGCGGGAAGCCGGCAGUUUGUUGCACAUACGAGUCCCACAUUCUUUGUAAGAACAAGACACCGGUUGCAGAUACGAGUCUAAGAACAUGACACCGGUUGGUUGGUUCGUAACUAGGUUGACUCGUGUGUCGCGGUGGAGAUACCCGUCACAAGUCGUCUCUAUGACGCCGUGCUACUCGCAAAAGCCGGCUUCAACGACGACCCGUCGAAUUUUCAGAUUCCAAGGACUGUCUCGACGAUGCAUUUUUUCUCUCAACGGCCCCAUUCGAUACUCAUACCUUGCGAGAGUGGAAGGUACAUGCAUCAUUUUUUUCGUUUGUCGGUGUUCUUUUCCCCGAUAUGGGCAACAUUUGUGCUCGCUGAGGUAGUGUUGAUAUACAUCCACAUCUACAGUCGGCGUUUUCAUGUGUUUACUUGUCAUUGUGGUGCCACUGAUGUUUGAUUUUCGCAUCGAUGUUGUGACUUCCCUGGUUGGGAGGGAGCGCUCUAAACCUUGCAUUGUUUUUUCUUGUUGCUCUUGUGGAAACAAGUACGUCUGUAGGUCAGUGUUGCUCGCCAGAAAUAGCCAUUUUAUUUUUUGCUGGACCUGGCUGGCCGGUCGCCGACCCUGCAGGUGGAUAGACAUCAGUCCCUGACGCCCGUUUGUACAUUUUUUUCGUGCUGAUGGCGAAGAAUUUUUUCUUGGUGGUUGAGCUGCCCCGGCGAUGUUCGCCUAGUAAUGUUUCGGUUGCCGCAGCGGCGUCUUGCUCGCGAAAGACAUCGUUAGCGCUUUCUCUAUGCAACACCGCAGUUCUCGUGACACCUUUGACUCAUCUUGGUGAACACUUCGGCAGGCGGCCUUCGCUUAUUGUUGUAGGUGCUUGUGUAUGAUCUUUUCUAUAAUACCCACGCAGCACCGAAUUGCUUGUUAAAAAAAUACGCCGGGGCGAUCGCGAGUCGGCCUUGUCAGGCUUUUGACCAAACUUGGUAAGUCCACCCAAGCGACAAACCCUCUCAAGUACUCCAAGCCAUUGGAGCGCGGAUUAGGGUUAUAGGGUCGCGGUAGGGGACAAGCGGAGUGAAACAUAUUGGGUACAUUCAUAAGCGUCCGCCGGGGACGUCAGUCAGGAACAGUCUGUGGUUGUGGUUCGUGGAAAUGAUGCUGGUCGGUGUAAAUCACGUUUUGUGGAUGUGGCGUGGGUUCCUCGAGGAGGGCUUCGACGCUAUCAAGAUGAUCCUCAAAUUGAACAUUUAUUUUACUUGAAUUCUG